This is a messenger RNA of Amphimedon queenslandica, 326 nucleotides long. RefSeq names its product salivary glue protein Sgs-4-like. The transcript has a single exon. The record is from RefSeq and is a predicted model, not a curated record. The annotation marks the transcript as partial. NCBI's taxonomy places the organism in Eukaryota, Metazoa, Porifera, Demospongiae, Haplosclerida, Niphatidae.
AUCCAGUUAAAUCUCUAUCAUGUACAUGUCCAUGUACUGAUCCUCCCACUGGUCCCACUGAUCCUCCCACUGGACCCACUGGUCCUCCCACUGGACCCACCAAUCCUCCCACUGGUCCCACUGAUCCUCCCACUGGUCCCACUGAUCCUCCCACUGGACCCACUGAUCCUCCCACUGGUCCCACUGAUCCUCCCACUGGACCCACCGAUCCUCCCACUGGUCCCACUGAUCCUCCCACUGGUCCCACUGAUCCUCCCACUGGUCCCACUGAUCCUCCCACUGGUCCCACUGAUCCUCCUACUAAUAGUCCUGAAGGUACUUUUUAA